GCGCUCGUAGCGGCUCCCCUCCUUCCCAGCCGAAGAACGCAGAGGGGGGCGGCCCGAGUGAAGUCUGUGUUCGAGCUGUGAUUGGUCCACGCCCCGCUUCACGUUGGCGUUGUGACGUAAGCUGCCGGGAGGGAAGUUUUGGAGGGAAAGGCGGGAAACGGAGUUGUCGGGAGAAGAGCCGGUAAUGUGUUCCCCCGCCGGGCCCCUCACGGGAAAAUAAGAGCAGCUGACGCUUCCUUAGCGCCUCCAAACUUUGCAAAGCGCUUUCGCCGUGGGAUCUCCCUGGAGCUUCGCCGAGACCCCGAGAGAUUUCAGAGAAUGACGGAAGAGACAGAUUUCACUGAGCAAGACUCUGAUGGGGGUAGUGAGGAGGUGGUAUUAACUCCUGCACAGCUUAUUGGAAAACUGGAGCAGGCCUGGCUAAACGAAAAAUUUUCCCCUGAGCUACUGGAGAACAAGUGUGAAAUUGUAGAAUGUGUCAUAGAGCAGCUGGAUCAUAUGGAAAAGAAUCUCAGACGAGCGAAGAAGGGUGAUUUGAAGGUUAGCAUCCACCAUAUGGAGGUAGAAAGAAUCCGCUACGUCCUCAGCAGUUACUUGAGGUGUCGACUGAUGAAGAUAGAGAAGUUUUUCCCUCAUGUCCUUGAAAAGGAAAAGACACGUUCUAAAGGAGAACCUUCCAUUCUCUCCCCAGAAGAGUUUGCCUUUGCCAAAGAGUACAUGGCCAACAUGGAAACCUUUCUAAAAAAUGUGGCCUUAAGGCACAUGCCUCCUAACCUGCAGAAGGUGGAUCUCCUAAGGUCAGUUCCCAAACCUGAUUUAGAUUCAUAUGUGUUUCUGAGAGUGAAGGAAAGGCAAGAAAACAUUUUGGUAGAGCCAGAGACAGAUGAACAAAGUGAAUAUGUGAUUGACUUGGAGGAAGGCUCUCAACACUUGAUCAGAUACAAAACCAUUGCACCUUUAGUAGCUUCUGGAGCUGUACAACUGAUUUAAAACUAAAAAGAACUGGUAACAAAGCUAUGUGGUCAAUGAAGAGAUCACUGGCAUAUGUUAGAGAAUCCUGAUCUGUUUUUGCUAAUGAUAAUUGUGACAUUUAUGCAGAUAUCUCAAACUUUUUUCAAUAGGGCUAAUGGACUCUAUGGGACUGAAAAAAGGAAGGUAGAAAUUCUAAUAUUAUAAAUCUCCUCCUGCUGUUUUAUCCCUUUGUCAGCAGAUGGGGCCAUUGCUCUCUUGUGGACCAUCAGGGACUGUUUACCAAAUGUGUGUCAGGUGAUAGUGUUUACACCUGUACAAAGGAACCGUUACUAGUAGGUAGGAAGAAUAAGUGUAUUAUGAGGCUAGUAGGAUUGUUUUGUUUUGUAUUACUUACUGGACCAGCACAAUAUAACUAGAUGUAUGUAGGCAUUGUGGCACUUAUUUUAGAAUAUAAGACCCUUUUGGGAACAAGCCCAUUCUUUUGCGAAGCUCUCUUUUGUAAACUACAAUAAUGCAUCCACAUUCAAAAAUAUUUCUAACAUGCUCAACUAAGAACCUUAGCAAAACAAAAAAUAUUAGCAAAAAAAAAGAGUAUUGUAUGUUUCAUUUUUGUAAAAAAAAAAAAAGUCCCUUGAGUCUUAAAAGGCAUAAUUAUUUUGUUGCAAGACUAAAGCCCUCAGUCUUGAGCUACUUUGGCUGUGCUCUAAUUUAGAGAGUCAUGGGAAUAUCAAUUCACUGACAUCACAUAGCCACUUUCCAAGCCGGUUCUGCUCUUGCCUUUAUUCCCAUGGGAAAUAGCUCAAGAUGAACCUAAUGUUGGUCGGGAAGGAAUAGAGAGUGCCGCAUCACCAGCUUCACAUAAAUAUAUAUGUCUGACAGUUUUAAAAGUAUAUUUAUUAGCUAACCCUUGAAGUUUUUAUAGAAGUGUAUAUUUUCCAAAGUGCUAUGACACUUAAUUUGGCCUUCACAGCCACCUUCUGAGGUAGCUAGGGUCGGCACCCCCAUAUUAGAGAUGAGUUAACCAGAGAGGUUGACAUGCCUAUUACAGCUAGUCAGUAAUAGACUUGUGUCUACAGUCCGUGUCUCUUGACUCUUAACUAGCCAAGUCAGGACUUUCAGAUCUAAAUGUCGUCAAUUUCUAUCAUGCUCCUGACAGACUGCACGUAGCUAUGGUUUCCCCUAAAGCGGAUUGCCUCAUUCCCUGGGGUAGUUCUGAAGAUGAUGAUUUAGAAGCACAAAUUAAAAGUAAAAAGGAAGUUGCAUUUCAAAAUGAAGUUGGAUAGGAAAUGAUGUGGCAUAGCUGAGUUGGUGCUUUGAUGUGCAAUGGAAGGGAGGAAGAGUUGGUGGAUUUUUCAAUCACUCUGUUAUAACCAGUGGGGGUACGAUAAAGUUCACUGCAUCAUUUUCUCAACAGUUGUUGAGCACAAAUUUCUUCCUGGAAAGAGUGCAUUUGAUAUGAUUGAGAACCAGAAGCUUUGGCAACCUCAUAUACACAUAGUCCCUCAUAAGGGAAGGAGGGGUUUUCUUUUCUGCCCUUCUGACAGGGGUUUUCAGGGAAGGCAUUUUAGUCAUUUCCUAAGUGCUGGGUAACUUGUAAUGAAACUCAGACUGCUUUUUACCUGCCAUUUUCUUGGCUGCCAGCCAUGACUUACUGUUGAACCUUUGUAAAGUACUGUGAUAUAUGAAAAUGUGUUGAUGAAGUAAUGAGUGAUUUUUUAAAAAAGAAAUAUACCAAGGCUCACACAUGCA
Phascolarctos cinereus (koala) is the source of this 2721-nucleotide messenger RNA. It is a transcript of the gene GINS4, whose product is annotated as GINS complex subunit 4. Gene Ontology annotation, biological process: DNA-templated DNA replication; double-strand break repair via break-induced replication. The record is from RefSeq and is a predicted model, not a curated record. Lineage: Eukaryota; Metazoa; Chordata; Mammalia; Diprotodontia; Phascolarctidae. Gene Ontology annotation, cellular component: GINS complex.